AUGGCUGCUAGAGAAGCUGUAGUCUUGGGUGGAGGAAAGUACUUUGAUGUAAUGACAGGAAGAAGAGAUGGAUUUUAUUCAAUUGCAAGCGAAGCUUUGAAUCUUCUACCUCCUGCUGAAAUUUCAGUAGAUGAUUCAAUUGCAUUAUUUGCAAGUUUAGGAUUCGAUAUUCCAGAAAUGGUUACUCUCAUUGGUUCUCACACAAUAGGGUUUACGCAUUGUUCUGCCUUCAAAGAUCGUCUCUACAACUACGAGAACACUGGAAAGGCCGAUCCAACCAUGGAUGAAGUUCUACUUCACAUCCUAAAGGUUAUAUGUCCCAUGAGCUCAAGAACCGACAAUAUUGUUAAUCUGGAUCAGAAUCCUUUUAGUGUGAUCACUGUUGACAACUCUUUCUUCAAGGAGAUUCAAGAAAGUAAAGGAAUUCUAGAAAUCGAUCAACAUAUAGAUCUGGACAUUCGAACUAAUGCUACAGUGAAGAUGCUGGCCAACGAUAAUACUCUCUUCAAUGAACAAUUCGCUGCUGCUCUUGUCAAAUUGGGAGCUGUAAAUGUUCUUUUAGAACCUCUGGGAGAGAUUAGGACAUCAUGUCGAUCCUCUAAUUUUCCUCCUCUUCCUUAG
Molecule: messenger RNA, 621 nt
Organism: Telopea speciosissima
Lineage: Eukaryota; Viridiplantae; Streptophyta; Magnoliopsida; Proteales; Proteaceae
Product: peroxidase 28-like
Exons: 3
Coding region: 1-621 (206 amino acids)
Biological process (GO): response to oxidative stress
Molecular function (GO): heme binding; peroxidase activity
Source: RefSeq, a predicted model, not a curated record